UUGUUUUCAGUGUAAAAAUCAUUCAAGCGAUGAAAGUGCUUGGAGUUUUGCUGUUUUCGGCUUUCGCCUUGGUGGCGGCCCUUGAAAGGCCUGUUCCCGUGAAGGAUAUGCCCGCUGGCAAUAAGAUUAACGGACGUAUUACCAAUGGGUAUCCUGCUUACGAGGGAAAAGUGCCCUACAUUGUAGCUCUGCGCUUCGAUAAUGGAAACGGCGGUGGCUGGUACUGCGGAGGCUCCAUCAUUGGCCACGAAUGGGUACUCACUGCGGCUCACUGCACCUAUGGAGCCAGUUACGUGACCAUCAGCUAUGGAGCUGUGUGGCGCCAACAGCCGCAGUUCACCCACUACGAUACCGGUAACUUGCACAACGACAUCGCCCUGAUCCGCACUCCCCACGUGGACUUCUGGUCGCUGGUCAACAAGGUGGAGCUGCCCAGAUACGACGAUCGUUACAACAACUUCUAUGGCUGGUGGGCCCUGCUCUCCGGUUGGGGCUCUUCCUCUGAUAGCAGCGGGAUGACCGACUACCUCAACUGCGUGGACAUCCAAAUAUCGGACAACAGUGUCUGCCUGGACUACUACGGCAGCCACUAUAUCACCUCCAACCACCUGUGCUAUGCCACUCCCGAGAAUAAGGGCUCCUGCAGCGGCGACUCUGGCGGACCACUCGUCCUCCACGACGGCAAUCGUCAGGUGGGCAUUGUCUCCUUCGGCUCCGCCGCGGGAUGCCUGUCCAACAGCCCCAAAGGAUUGACCCGAGUGACCGGUUACUUGGACUGGAUCCGCGACCAUACUGGCAUUUCUUACUAAUAAAGUUCGCUAUUUUGAGAAAUU
This is a messenger RNA of Drosophila melanogaster (fruit fly), 833 nucleotides long. It is a transcript of the gene Jon65Aii, whose product is annotated as jonah 65Aii. Gene Ontology annotation, biological process: proteolysis. The coding region runs from base 30 to 809 and encodes 259 amino acids. The transcript has 2 exons. Lineage: Eukaryota; Metazoa; Arthropoda; Insecta; Diptera; Drosophilidae. Gene Ontology annotation, cellular component: extracellular region. Gene Ontology annotation, molecular function: hydrolase activity; peptidase activity; serine-type endopeptidase activity. The record is from RefSeq and is marked reviewed.